Contarinia nasturtii (swede midge) is the source of this 1013-nucleotide messenger RNA. RefSeq lists its product as uncharacterized. The record is from RefSeq and is a predicted model, not a curated record. The coding region runs from base 134 to 853 and encodes 239 amino acids. The transcript is spliced from 3 exons. Lineage: Eukaryota; Metazoa; Arthropoda; Insecta; Diptera; Cecidomyiidae.
GUUACUUUUUUCCAUUAAAUGUUAUCACCACCUUUCCUGGAUGACUGUAAAUCAUAUAUAAAUGGUACAGAUCAGUUCAUAAAUCAUAAAUCAUUUGGCGAUUGACCAAGUACCAUUGAAGUCUAAAGAAAACAUGAGCAAAUUCAUCACUGUAUUCGUGGCCCUGUUUGCCAUUGGUAGCGCUGCGCCAGGCAUUCAACUGUUUAAUCCAUUGGUUACACCAACAAUAUUACCAAUUGCAAAAACCGUUUACAAACCGGCCAUUACAGCGGUUGCACCAACUGUUUACCGAUCAUAUAUUCCAUCCACGCAUGCUUUAUCAUACAUUCCAACAGCUGAACACGCUUUCUACCGUUCAUAUAUUCCAACUGCUGUUCCAGCAUCUGAUUUAUCCAAAUGGGAAUCGUACAAGGAAAAAUUCGGUAAAAACUACGUUGGAAUUGAAGAUCAUAUGCGUCGUGGUAUUUUCUUUGCGACAAAAGCAAAAAUCGCCAAAUAUGAUGAACUCCUCACAUACGGACUUGGUACCGAAAAAUUGGAAUUGGAUAUUUUCGCUGAUUAUUUACGCGAUGAACUUUUCUCUUUGCGCUCCAUUUUGGAAGGAUCUCAAGAUGAAUGGGAUAGUUACAAGUUGAAAUACGGCAAAGUUUAUGACAGCUUUGAAGAUCGGUUCCGUAAAACAGUGUACUUCAUUGAAAAGGACAUCAUUGAGGCACACAACAAACUCUUCGAACGUGGCUUUUCAACAUAUGCACUAGGCAUCAACCAAUUCACUGAUUUAUUCCACGACGAACUACCAGCGGGUGUAAAAGUACUCCCACUUGCUGCACCAGCCGUUCGUUACAUCUUGUAAGGACUACGAUGUUUCCACGUUUAUUUUUUUUAAUCGGUUUAAAGAAAUCUCUACUCGAUGACAUUUUGCAAGACAUUGGACUUCUUUUCUUACUUUUAAUUGAAAUUAUAAAGCUAAAUUGUGAAGCUAUAUAAUAAAACAUUUUUUUGCAUUCAAACAA